Pseudophryne corroboree (corroboree frog) is the source of this 3259-nucleotide messenger RNA. RefSeq names its product ADP ribosylation factor like GTPase 3 (gene ARL3). Gene Ontology annotation, cellular component: cytoplasm; microtubule cytoskeleton. The coding region runs from base 119 to 667 and encodes 182 amino acids. Gene Ontology annotation, biological process: cilium assembly. The transcript has 6 exons. Lineage: Eukaryota; Metazoa; Chordata; Amphibia; Anura; Myobatrachidae. Gene Ontology annotation, molecular function: GTP binding; GTPase activity. The record is from RefSeq and is a predicted model, not a curated record.
UGUGUCAGCAGCGUACGUCUCCUAACGGCACACCCACGGGGCGUAUCGCGUCACCAGCAGCAGCGGCUUGGGUGACGUAGUUGCCCCUGGUAACCUGGAGAGAGUCGCCGCGUAGAGGAUGGGUCUGCUAUCUAUCUUGCGUAAAUUGAAAAGUGCUCCAGACCAGGAGGUACGAAUCCUGCUCCUAGGUCUCGAUAAUGCAGGAAAAACCACAUUGCUAAAACAGUUGGCGUCAGAAGACAUUAGUCACAUCACCCCAACACAGGGAUUUAAUAUAAAGAGCGUCCAAUCUCAGGGAUUUAAACUCAAUGUAUGGGAUAUAGGUGGACAAAGGAAAAUCAGGCCGUACUGGAGGAACUAUUUUGAGAAUACAGAUGUACUGAUUUAUGUCAUAGACAGCGCGGAUAGAAAACGCUUUGAAGAAACAGGACAGGAACUGGCUGAGCUUUUGGAUGAGGAGAAACUGAGUGGGGUCCCUGUGCUGAUCUUCGCUAAUAAACAGGACUUACUGACAGCUGCACCAGCCUCGGAAAUUGCUGAGGGCCUAAAUUUGCACACAAUCCGAGACAGAGUCUGGCAGAUCCAGUCCUGCUCAGCCAUCACAGGAGAGGGAGUGCAAGAUGGAAUGAACUGGGUUUGCAAAAAUGUGAAUGCAAAGAAGAAAUAAAGGACUGAAAGCAGCAAAGGCUCACACAGACUGCUUUACCACCAACGUUCUUUUCCCUGCAACGGACUCUAAGUAGUCACGGCUGAUGUUUUAUGUUUUUUCACAGAUUCUGGAUACAGUGCAUACAAACACCUAUAUGCUGGUCUGUGUCACUGCAACAAAGCAUGUCUAAUCUGUUUCUUAGCCCACCUGCCAUCUAUGUAAUAUUUUCAAUUACUCAUCUAUCCUAGACUCCAAGAUCUACUGUAGGUAUAGAAAAGCACCUUUGUCUAAUGCCAUUAGUACCAUUCAUUGACAUCAGUGGGCUACAUAGGAAUACUAUUAAAUAGAAUUCGCUCUGCAUUAAUUCCAGGAUGACCUCUAGUCUGUAUACACCAUUAGGGUAUAGGAAGGGACUAUAUGGCAAUAAAACUCCUUGUUUGUAGAUCUGCCACAAAUGCUGCUCAAGUGAUGUUUACCAUAAGAGGCAGGCUACCGCAACCUCUCUAUAGCUGCAGCUGUUCAUCCAGUAAUUCCACCCAAUGCUCACAGACAGUUAAUAGCUUGAGAUUUUCUUCCCUAUUCAUCGCCCUAAUGCUUCACUCCUACCUCAUUGAUUAAUGAGAAGUACCUCUACUUAGAGCAGGCAUGUUUGUAACCUAUAGCAACCAAUGCAGACAUUUGCUAAAAUGUCUUGACCGUGUUAAAAAAAAAAAAAAAAAUGUUUUAAUAAUAAUAAUAAAAAAAUAAUCCAGGACCUGGUGAUUGUGGCUUAUUGCUCACUGUUUGCCAUGCACCUGUUUUAUUUGAUUCCACCCCAUGCAACUAUUCCAGAGAGAUACUCGUUCUAAAAUCAUUCCUGCGCUCCCUGUAUAUUGUAGCAAUAACCACUUAAUGCAGUGGAGACGCGUACUACAGACGUUAAAUAUAAGAAGUGCAAAACCCUAAAAAACACUAAAGGACCUCCAUUGAUAGCUGGUGAAAUGUGCUGAUGUUUUGUUUUUCUUAACGCCCAAUCUGUUCUAAUACAGCUCAGAACAUGAAAGUAAAUGCCUGGUUGCUAUUGGUUACAGUGUAUUUGUCCAAAGAGCGGUAGGUCAUCUAAUAAACAUCUAUGAUCUAAAUUCAUUAAUUGUUAAUUUGAGUGGAAUAGCAAAAGCUUUUGAUUACAUCGCUCCUAAUAUAAAAUGGAGAUCAAGCUAUUUUUGCCCCUUGAUCUGGCUGACAUUUGGCAGUGAUUUCCUUAUGCUUUAAAUCUAUUUCGGGUAAAUGUAAAGAUGAUCUAGCUAACAACAAUCUUACUGUCAGAUGGAAGUUUUGAUAACGGCAAUCCAGAAACACUUGACAUUCAAAAAUAUUUGAUUACACUUACAUUUACUGUAGGAUCUUAAAUCUUGGGUCAACUCACAAAUCAUGAGUCCACCAGAAACCACCCAUUUUAUGCAGGCGAUGCCUCAGAAGGUGGCUACACUUCUCAAUGCAAGACCAAAGUUUUCCAGGUACAAAGGUCAUGUAUGUACUGGAGUGUGAUCCAACGGUGGUGAUGAGUUAUAGAGGACAGCCGUUUGGCAAAUGGAUCUGUGGGGACCACAGGGCUGGUGUAUCAUUUCAUUGGUAAAUGGCUUUGGAAUAAUGAUGCUAUGAUGGAAUAAAGAGAAGUGUUAAUCUGUGCUCAGCUUCUGGGGUCACUGCAUAUACUAUUGCUGGAUAAUACCUAUCUAUGCGUUUACCUAUGUCCUCUCCUGUAUAUACAAAGGUCGCAAAUGAUAGGUAACACUAAGGUACACAUUUAGAAUUUAUGUUUUUAAACUAUACUGUAAAAUAGUCAAAAUAAGAAUUUGCAUCUGUCUAGUAAGAAACCGUUUAUAUAAAUAUUUAUUAAGAUGUUUGGUUAAAAAAAAUUAUGCUGGGAUAACCGUUAUUGUUAAAAUGAAGUUAAUUCCAAUAUGCACGUUUUUGUAUAUUGUAUAAUUUUUACAUGGAUUACUUAGCAUAUUGUUAGUGCGGUGUUGGCUGGUUUUUCAAUGAAUUAUUCAAACUGUACUGAAACAAAAAAGUAUUAGAUUGCUCCAAGUGUAUCCUGUUAUUUGUACAAUCCUAAUCUCCUUAGAAAGCCCAGUAACUGAGAGACGUUGUACAGUACAGUUGGGUUAUGAAUGGACCGGCUGAAACUUCCACCCAAUCACUGAUCUCCUAAAUGUGGCGUCAUGUCGGACAGUUGUUUCAGCAAUUACUGAAUUAUUACUGAUGUGAGUAUGGUAGCCUAUAUCUAUCUGUGAAAGCGCUUCAUUCAGUACUCUGCAUAACGUAAGGGGCAGAUUUAUCAAUGCUUGGAGAUACAGUAGAUCACGUAGUGUGGGUGAUGUUGCAGGACCAGGGGGCAGAUGUAUCAAGCCUCGGAGAGAGAGAAAGUACCAACCAAUCUGCACCUAACUGUCAUUUUUCAAAAUGACAGGAGCUGUUUGAUUAGCCCUUUUUUUAUCUCCACGUUUCCAUUGUUUUGUGCAUUGUGCUAGUGCACAAAUAAAUACAUUUGAAGUCUGUGAAGUUACUUCUAAUGAUCUCCUUAACCCAAAUAAAAAUGUUAGCAACUGCUUUCAAUACACUUUUUUU